Molecule: messenger RNA, 458 nt
Organism: Spirometra erinaceieuropaei
Lineage: Eukaryota; Metazoa; Platyhelminthes; Cestoda; Diphyllobothriidea; Diphyllobothriidae
Source: the annotation of a GenBank genome assembly
AUGAAUGGUGUGGAUGCCGGCCACACCUUCUGGAGCGGUCGCCCCAAAGAGCGACGCGACGCGGGCGUCACCUUUGCCCUCCGGAUCGACGCCGUGGGGCGGCUGCCCUGUCUGCUGCAGGGCAUCAACGAUCACCUGGUGAGCCUAUGCCUACCUCUAUGGGUGUCCAACUUUGCCACCAUCAUCGACGCCUACGCCUCAUCAAUGACCAGCUCAGACGAGGCCAAGGCCCCCGCGCCCUCCUGGCGUAUAUACCAGAGGAGGAUAAAUUGAUUGCCCAUGGUGACUUUAGUGCUCGUGUCGGGACAGACUUUGCUGCCUGGAGGAAGGUGCAGGGUACUCAAGGAAUCACCGGCUACAACGGCAAGGGUGUCCGUUUCCCGCAUGCCUACGCCAGUCACCACCAUUUGCCGAUGCGGAAGAAGGCCACCUGGAUGCAUCCCCAAUCACGGCGCUGA